AUGCCAGAGUUAUUUAUUCCUGUUUAUUUUGGCUCAUUUGACUUAAAAAAUCAUUUUAUUACAACAUGGGCUGAUGAUUUAGAAAAAAAAAGGGUUGCCACAGGUUCAAUUAAUGGAGACAUAAUCAUUUGGGAAUUCGACAACUUUAAUUUAAAACCACUUAUAAAGUCUACUCCACAUUUGAUAUAUAGGGUAGGAGGAGUAACAGCUUUAUAAAUAAUGAGAAGACCAUUUGCAGAAUUUUAAGAUAGCAAUAUGAAUUGUGUAAUAGCAAUUCAUUAAGAUAAAAGAAUAAGAAUAUUAAGUAUGUUAGAUGGCAAAUAAAUAUUGAUUUCAAAUCAUGAUUAAUUUCUGUAUUCAAAAUAAAUCACACAAAUAUAUCCAGUUGGUGAUAGAACAAGUAGAUAUAUUACUUGUUUUGGUGAAGGAACAGCUAUUUAUAUUUAUGAUUUAUGGAAAAUGUGUUGUAGUAAAAUAUUUUAGAUUUAAGAUGAAUUUGAUUAGCCUAGAUUUUCUAUAUUUACAUCUAUUGGAACUGAAUUAGCUAUUAUUGGUAUAAUUUGAUGAUAUUCAAGAUAGCAAAUGUAGAGUCUAUUAAAUUAAUACAUCAGCAUAUAAAAAAAUUGAAAGAUAAAAUUAUUUUAAGUAUAUUGAAAAGAAAGCAUAAGAGAAAAAGAAAAAUGGAUUAAAAAAGUCUUUAAUAAGAUUAACUUCCAAUUUUUAUUUAAAAGGAUUACCUUAAAACAAAAUAAUCAAUACCAUUUAUAACACAAAAUCAUAGAUCAUGUAUAUAGUUUAUUCAAAAUAAAUUUAUGUUGUGAAUUGUCCUUUUAAAGAGAGUGAGUAAUAAAAAGAAAUGUUUUCAAUUAAAUCUUCUACAAAUUUAAUUAAAUUUAGAAAUAUUCAUUUAUUUAAUAGCUAAAAUAAAAAUAUAAUAAUAAUUGAAUAAUUAAAUGGUGAUACCAGUUUCAUUUAUGAAAAAGAUAUUUAAGAUAUUAUAUGUUUAAUAUCUAAAAGUUAUAAUUAAUGUAUAACAUUUGAUUUUAAUGGUUUUAGUUUUUCAAAAUAAAGUUAAUCUUCUUAAGGAUAACUAUUACUAUUACUUAAUUAAUAAUUGACACCUAUUUAAGUUUCAAAAUAUUUUUUUUAAUAGAUGAUAUUCACAAUUAAUAAUUUAUUAUUUAGAUAAAAUGGAUGCAUUAUUGAAAUUUAUAAACCAGAUUCUAUCUAUUAUGAUGAUUUUCGUAUUUGCAACCUUUAAUAGGAUAAUUAGUUUGAUGUAAAAUUACUUUCUGAAGGUUUUAUACUCUACCUUUAUUCAUAAUCAAAAUUUAUUAAUGAAUCAAAAUAAUAAGAAAUAACAGAUUUACCAAAAAAUAUUGUAGAUCUUUAAAUUUUUGAAUAAAAUGAUAUUCUAAAAUCUUUAAAUUUAAAUUUACCAGAACAUAUAUAAGAUUAAUUGAAUUAGAUUAAAAACAUAUCUAAAUAUACUAUUGGUUUAUAUAAUAAGACUGAUCUUUUUGCUAUUUUUGGAACAGAUUAAGGAAAUAUAUUCUUGAUUCCAUUUUUUUAUGAAAAGAAUAAAAGAUGGAAUAUUUAUAUUAAUAAUGAAUUAAAAUAAAGUAUAAUUUCAUUAAAAUUUAUUAAAAAUUCUAUUUUUGCUGUUGAUCAAACAUUAAAAUUAUUAGUCUUUAGUUUACAAAAUAUAUUUGGUAGAUUUGAUAAUUAAUCAGUUGAAUUUGUUUCAACUUAUUAAACAGUUUUACAAUCAAAUAUAAAGUAAGUAAUAUAAAUUAGAUAAUUAUUCUAAGAAUCUAACAAUAGCACCUUCACAAAUAAUGAUGCACUUAUUGUUAAAAGAAAGUUAGCCAAACAUUUUGUGGCCUUAUUACUGGAAGAUGACUCUAUUUUAAUAUAUCAUACUAUAUUAAAUAUUAAGAAGUUCUCUUUUCAUAAUUAAUUUAAAUUAAAUUAAGGAUAAGUAAAAUUAUAUUAUGUACCACAUUUAUUGAUAUUUUUAUAUUCAAAAGGAGUUGAAGUUUCUGUUUGGUCAAUGGAAAAUGGUAAAUUUGAAAGAAUGAUUAAUAUUCAAUAAUUAUAAGAGUAUUUCAAUAUUGAUACAUUAUUAACAUAGAAAUUGUAUUAAAUGAUUAAUUCAUAUGAUUUCAAAUCAUUCAAAACUGAUUAGGUUUCAUAAUUUGAUCUUUUAGAAUACUCAAAUAGAAGUUAUUAGAUUUAAUACAAUUAUUCCUAAGAAUUGAAACAAUAAUCUCAAUAAUAUUUUUAUGAUUUUUUAGGAAUUUUAAGUAAAAUAUAAUAAAAUUCUUUUGAAUUUGAUGAAAUUUUGCAUAUACUAUCAUAUGAAGAUCCAGCAAUAAGUUAUAGAGAUAAAUCAAUAACUAUAUUUGAGUCAUAAGAUAUGGGAGAUAUGUUCUUAUUGUAUAAGAUUUAUUUAAAUUAAUUCAAAUCUACAUUAUAAUUUGAUAGAGUAAAUAAAUUUUAUAAAUAAUAAAAAGAACAAAGAAGAUAAGAUUCAAGUUCUUCAUAUUAUUUAUUAUGGUUUGAUUGUAAAAAGAAUAUUGAAAUAAUAAAAGAUUCUAUGGAAAAUACAGCUUCUAUGAAAAUACCCUUUACUUAUGUUCACUUUUAUCAUUCUUUGAAUCUAAUACCUAUAUUUAAGUGUUAAUUUGGUUUGUAAGGAAUGGCAGAAGGAUUUUCAAGAUUAAUUGAACCAAACAAUUAUUAAAUAAGUGGAUUAAUGUCUACUUAAUAUAGUAUAGCAGCAGCAUUAUGUUUAAAAUAAAUAAAAAGUAGAUUUUCAAUCUAAGAAAUUAACAAUUAAACAAGUUUAUUAAGUCUAUCUAGAUAUAGUCUUGAUAACUCAAAGGAUAUUGUUGAGAUUUCUUGUUAAUUGAUAUCUUAAUAAAUAAAGAAAAUGGAUAGUUUUUGUAAUGAUAUUAUGGUAUUAUAAAGUACUUCUAAAGUAUUUUUGUAGUAAUUUGAAAAGAAUAAUUCAAAUGUGUAUUUUUCUUUAGAGAUUAUGUGUCUAAUAAUCCAAACAUAUUUAAUGUAAUAAAUGAUGAGUAAUAUUGAAAUGAUUAAUUAUGUAUUUAAUAGAAUAAUGUCAGGUUUCACUCACUAAUUAUGUUUGAACAAACCUAAUAUUGUGUUUGUAUUUAUUAAAUUAUUAGAAGAUGGAAUGAAAAAAUUUCAUAAAUGCAUCUAAUAACCUAAAAUAUGUCUAUAGACUUUUAUUUCAAUUUAUUAUUACAUUUAUACUAUUUAUAAAUAUGGAUUUUAAUUAAAAGAGAUAAUUCAUUCCCCUCUUAAUAAGAAAUCAAAAGAGAAGGAUAAAUAUGAAAAUUUGAGAUAGUAUUAAUAAAUGAGUCGAAUAGAUUUAUAGAGAAUAAAACAAAGAUUAAGAAUAUUAAUUAUUGCUUUAUCUGAAUAUUUUUUUGAAGAAUUUAAGGUGACUAUCCAAGAAAUGAUUAAUUAAACAGACAAUUAUCCAAUUAUAGCAUGUUCAAUUCUUGAUUUAUUGCAUUGUCUAUCCAAAACAAAUAUUUUACUUCAUAAUAUAUAAUUCAUCUUAGAUUUAUCAAUAAAGUAUUAAAUAUAUUAAUAAAAUUAGAACCAUAGAUUAGAAUAAUCAAUAAUUAAGAAAGUAUACAUAUAAAAAUUAUGUUAAACUAGUAUAAUAUUUAGAUUAAAAGUUUGAAUUUAUAAGUUACUCCUAACAGAUAUUAAAAUUAGCUUUUGCAUCUGAUGGUUUAGUUUAAAUUUAUGAUCUAAGAUAUGGUGUAAAGUUAUAACCAUUAGAUAGAUAUCAAUGUAAUUAUUGAAUAGAUAAAUUAGCAUAAAUAACAAGUAUAGACUUUGAUAGUAAGGGAAAUUAAUUAGCUUCAUUUUCUUAGAAGGAUUAAAAUUUAAAGAUCUUUAAAUUAAAACCAACUAGUUCAUUUAUAUCUGGAUAUGAAAAUAUAUACAUUAAAUUAACUCAUUAAUUUAACUUUUUAUAUCCACUUUAUUAUAAAUUAGAAUGGGAUAAGGACUGCAAAUAUAUUUAUUUAUAACAUGAAGAUGAAUCAAAAGUAAUUAAAAUUGAUUGA
Messenger RNA from Paramecium pentaurelia, 4109 nucleotides. The record is from the annotation of a GenBank genome assembly. Lineage: Eukaryota; Ciliophora; Oligohymenophorea; Peniculida; Parameciidae.